Arachis stenosperma is the source of this 483-nucleotide messenger RNA. RefSeq lists its product as uncharacterized. The transcript has a single exon. NCBI's taxonomy places the organism in Eukaryota, Viridiplantae, Streptophyta, Magnoliopsida, Fabales, Fabaceae. The record is from RefSeq and is a predicted model, not a curated record. The coding region runs from base 1 to 483 and encodes 160 amino acids.
AUGGGCGCCACCCCAUUCCACCAUUCUAUCCUCGAGGUCCGGUUGCCAAAGCACUUUGACAAACCAACGGACAUGAGGUAUGACGGGACACAAGACCCACAGGAACACCUCACGGCCUUCGAGGCCCGAAUGAACCUAGAGGGAGUGAGAGACGAGGUAAGGUGUCGCGCCUUCCCGGUCACCCUGGCAGGCUUUGCGAUACGGUGGUUCAAUAGCCUCCCACAGGGUUCCGUGGCUGGUUUCUCGGACAUUAGCCGCGCCUUCUUAGCACAAUUCACCACUAGAAUCGCAAAGACAAAACACCCGAUCAAUCUACUUGGCGUCACUCAGAAAGCCGACGAGACGACCAAAAAAUACCUAGAUCGCUUCAAUGAUGAAUGUUUGGAAAUAGAGGGGUUAACGGAUUCGGUGGCGAGCCUGUGCCUGACCAAUAGACUUCUCAACGAGGAUUUCAGAAAGCAUCUCACCACUAGGCCAGUCUGA